AUGAAGGGCACUACCAUCGCUACCUCCCUCGUCUUGGGAGCUUCGUCAGUCCUGGCGGCCCCCUCCAAGAUCCAGGCCCGUGACGAUGUGACUCCCAUCACCACCAAGGGUAACGCUUUCUUCAAGGGCGACGACCGUUUCUACAUCCGUGGUGUCGACUACCAGCCCGGUGGCUCUGGUGACCUUGCGGACCCUAUCGCUGAUGCCGAUGGCUGCAAGCGUGACAUUGAAAAGUUCAAGUCUCUUGGCUUGAACACCAUUCGGGUCUACUCUGUCGACAACUCCAAGGACCACGAUGAGUGUAUGAAUGCGUUGGCGGAUGCGGGCAUCUACCUCGUCCUUGAUGUCAACACCCCCAAGUACUCCCUCAACCGCAAGGACCCCAAGCUGUCCUACAACGACGUCUACCUGCAGUACAUCUUCGCCACUGUCGAGAUGUUCGCUCAGUACAAGAACACCCUCGCUUUCUUCUCCGGAAACGAGGUUAUCAACGACGGUCCUUCAUCCAAGGCCGCUCCCUACGUCAAGGCUGUCACUCGUGAUAUUCGCCAGUACCUUCGUGAGCGUGACCUUCGUACCGUGCCCGUUGGUUACUCUGCUGCCGAUAUCGACACCAACCGUCUGCAGAUGGCCCAGUACAUGAACUGUGGUACCGACGACGAGCGCAGCGACUUCUUCGCAUUCAACGACUACUCGUGGUGUGACCCCUCGUCGUUCUCUACCUCUGGCUGGGACCAGAAGGUCAAGCUGUUUGACGGCUAUGGUCUUCCUCUCUUCCUUUCCGAAUACGGCUGCAACACCAACACUCGUAAGUUCGAGGAAGUCGAAGCUCUCUACUCCACCAAGAUGACCGGUGUUUACUCUGGUGGUCUCGUCUAUGAAUACUCUCAGGAGCCCAGCAACUACGGUUUGGUCAAGGUUGACGGCGACAGCGUCAAGGAACUCAAGGACUUCGAUGCUCUGAAGACCGCCUUUGAGAAGACCUCCAACCCCGAGGGUGACGGUGGUUUCAACAAGACUGGUGGUUCCAACGCUUGCCCCAAGAAGGAGAAGCCCGCCUGGGAUGUCUCCGACGAUGCCCUUCCUGCCAUCCCUGAGCCCGCCAAGAAGUACUUCAAGGACGGUGCUGGCAAGGGUGACGGUUUCUCCGGCUCUGGCAGCCAGUCCAAGGGUACCUCCUCCACCGGCACUGCUGAGCCUGGCUCCGCCUCCGUCUCCGGCAGCGACUACAGCAGCAGCGGCAGCGGUGGCUCUUCUUCGUCCUCUCCCUCUAGCUCCGAGGGUGCUGCUGCCGGCCUGAAGGUUCCCAGCUUGACCAUGGCUCCUGUUGUUGUCGGUAUGGUGACCAUCAUGUCGACCUUGUUCGGUGCCAGCCUGAUCAUGGUCUAA
Molecule: messenger RNA, 1389 nt
Organism: Aspergillus ruber CBS 135680
Lineage: Eukaryota; Fungi; Ascomycota; Eurotiomycetes; Eurotiales; Aspergillaceae
Gene: gel1
Product: 1,3-beta-glucanosyltransferase gel1
Exons: 1
Coding region: 1-1389 (462 amino acids)
Biological process (GO): fungal-type cell wall (1->3)-beta-D-glucan biosynthetic process
Cellular component (GO): cytoplasm; fungal-type cell wall
Molecular function (GO): 1,3-beta-glucanosyltransferase activity
Source: RefSeq, a predicted model, not a curated record